GGCUGCGAGGAGCCGUGCCUUCCACCUUUCCAGCCCCGGCAGGACGGGGGUGGCCGCCGCGGGCCCGGGGCGGGGACAGCACGCAGCCUCGCCGCGCGCACCUCAGCCCGGCAGCGGCCCCGACACCCGGGGCAAGCGGGAAAGAGGCGGCGGCGGCGGCGGGGGAAGGAUGCAGGGAAAGAAGCCGGGCGGCUCGUCGGGCGGCGGCCGGAGCGGCGAGCUGCAGGGGGACGAGGCGCAGAGGAACAAGAAGAAGAAAAAGAAGGUGUCCUGCUUCUCCAACAUCAAGAUCUUCCUCGUGUCCGAGUGCGCCCUGAUGCUGGCGCAGGGCACGGUGGGCGCCUACCUGGUGAGCGUCCUUACCACCCUGGAGCGGAGGUUCAACCUCCAGAGCGCCGACGUGGGCGUGAUCGCCAGCAGCUUCGAGAUCGGGAACCUGGCGCUCAUCCUCUUCGUGAGCUACUUCGGGGCGCGCGGGCACAGGCCGCGCCUCAUCGGCUGCGGAGGCAUCGUCAUGGCCCUGGGCGCGCUGCUGUCGGCGCUGCCCGAAUUCCUGACCCACCAGUACAAGUACGAGGCGGGCGAGAUCCGCUGGGGUGCCGAGGGCCGCGAUGUCUGCGCCGCCAACGGCUCGGGCGGGGACCAGGGGCCCGACCCGGACCUCAUCUGCCGCAGCCGGACCGCCACCAACAUGAUGUACUUGCUGCUCAUUGGGGCCCAGGUGCUCCUGGGCAUCGGUGCUACCCCCGUGCAGCCCCUGGGCGUCUCCUACAUCGACGACCACGUGCGGAGGAAGGACUCCUCGCUCUACAUAGGAAUCUUGUUCACGAUGCUGGUGUUUGGACCAGCCUGUGGAUUUAUCCUGGGCUCUUUCUGUACCAAAAUCUAUGUGGAUGCAGUCUUCAUUGACACAAGUAACCUGGACAUCACCCCGGACGACCCCCGCUGGAUCGGAGCCUGGUGGGGUGGCUUUCUGCUCUGCGGUGCCUUACUCUUCUUUUCUUCCGUCUGGAUGUUUGGGUUUCCACAGUCUCUGCCCCCGCACUCAGACCCCGCCCUGGAGAGCGAACAGGCCAUGCUCCCCGAAAGAGAAUACGAGAGACCCAAGCCCAGCAACGGGGUCCUGAGGCACCCCCUGGAGCCGGACAGCAGUGCCUCCUGCUUCCAGCAGCUGAGAGUGAUCCCGAAGGUCACAAAGCACCUGCUCUCAAACCCUGUGUUUACCUGCAUCAUCCUGGCCGCCUGCAUGGAGAUUGCAGUGGUGGCUGGCUUCGCUGCCUUCUUGGGGAAGUAUCUGGAGCAGCAGUUUAACCUCACCACCUCUUCUGCCAACCAGCUGCUCGGGAUGACUGCGAUCCCAUGUGCCUGUCUGGGCAUCUUCCUGGGCGGUCUCCUGGUGAAGAAACUCAGCCUGUCUGCCCUCGGGGCCAUUCGGAUGGCCAUGCUCGUCAACCUGGUGUCCACCGCUUGUUACGUCUCCUUCCUCUUCCUGGGCUGUGACACGGGCCCUGUGGCUGGGGUUACUGUUCCCUAUGGAAACACCUCAUCACCUGGCUCGGCCCUGGACCCCUACUCGUCCUGCAAUAAAAACUGUGAAUGCCAAACGGAUUCCUUCACUCCAGUGUGUGGAGCAGAUGGCAUCACCUACCUGUCUGCCUGCUUUGCUGGCUGCAACAGCACGAAUCUCACCAGCUGUGCGUGCCUCACGACCGUCCCGCCUGAGAAUGCGACCGUGGUUCCUGGAAAAUGCCCCAGUCCUGGCUGCCAAGAGGCCUUCCUCACCUUCCUGUGUGUGAUGUGUGUCUGCAGCAUGAUUGGGGCAAUGGCUCAGACUCCCUCGGUCAUUAUCCUUAUCAGGACAGUCAGCCCUGAACUCAAAUCCUACGCCCUGGGAGUUCUUUUUCUCCUCCUCCGUUUGCUGGGCUUCAUCCCCCCACCGCUCAUCUUCGGGGCUGGCAUUGACUCCACCUGCCUGUUCUGGAGCACGUUCUGCGGGGAGCAAGGCGCCUGCGUCCUCUACGACAAUGUGGCCUACAGAUACCUGUACGUCAGCAUCGCCAUCGCGCUCAAGUCCUUUGCCUUCCUCCUCUACACCACCACGUGGCAGUGCCUGAGGAAAAACUAUAAACGAUACAUCAAAAACCACGAGGGCGGGCUGAGCACCAGUGAGUUCUUUGCCUCUACUCUGACCCUAGACAAUCUGGGGAGGGACCCUGUGCCCGCAAACCAGACACAUAGGACAAAAUUUAUCUAUAACCUUGAAGAUCAUGAGUGGUGUGAGAACAUGGAAUCGGUUUUAUAGUGACUGAAGGAGGGUUGAACUCUGUAUUAAUCAUCCAAGGGUCAUUUUUUCCUAAAAAAAAAAAAAAAAGAAAAAAGUUUAAAAAAAAAAAAUACACACAGAGACACACACACAUGUACACACAGCACCUUUGUCCUUUUUGUCAAAAUCAGAGCCAGACAGGAUUCAAAAUAAGGAGAGCGUGGGAUCACGUGGUUGACGUGCAACCUCCUGGGGCUCAGAGUCUACUCUUUGAAGGCACCUCAUGGUUUUUCAGGAUGCCGAUGGCUGCAAGCAACAGGCACUGCCAAAUUCAGGGAACAGUGGUGGCCGGCUUGGAGGACGGACCUUUCUGGAUAUAUAUAUACACAUACAAAACAAAAAAUAUAUAUAUAUAUUAAAAAAAAAGAAGUCUACUAAAAAAACCCAACUUGACAACAUUUGCCAGGAUAAGCACUAGUGACACACCCCCAUGCCACCCUCCCCGCCCACACGGGAGCGGAGGGGCACCCAAGUCAGAGGAGUGGAGGCCCGCUUCUCUAACUUUUGCAAUAUGGGUCGCUGUGUAGACGACUCACCCAGUCUACACAUGUGGUUCAAGGCCCCAGAGUUCUCUCAGCGAUGCUAAAGGGUGAUCUGUGCUGGAGACUGUAAUUGACACCUCUCACCAGCUCCAUUUCCAUUUCUCAAGACUGAGGGCCCCAGGGGGAGCCGGACAUGGGGGGCCAGCACCUCCCCUUCCCCGCAGCACCUCCCACUGGGGUGCGUCCCCCAGCCCCGCAGAGUGACCUCAGGAAGCAGUGGGCCUCGCCUGGCUAUGACUGACUUUGCUCAGAGCCGGUGAAACCCGACCUAGUCCAAGUCAUUUGCUUACAUUUGCCAAACAUUUUGCCAUUUUUAAGGAAAAAAAUGCAAUGCAUAUGAAUUUCAAACUGUUGUAUGUAUAAUCCUCUGAUACUAUUUUUAACUACUUCUCAAAUCUGUGUUAACCCUUCAGUCACUAACACAGUUCUCUAGGCCGAAUUUAUUACUCUGGUUGCUUUUACUUUUCUCCUUUUUUAAUGCACCAAAAAUAUAAUGUUAUUCAAGGGAUGCAAUUAAUCUAUUGUAAUUUUUUUUAUCAUUUUAUCCUCAUUUGGAUAGUCUGCGAAAACGAGAAUAUGCAGUGUGUUAUGAGAAGAAAAAAAAAAAAAAAAAAGCUUAAAAAAGAGAGUGUAUAUGCACCCUGCCUUUAAAAGUAUCACAUUUGAAGCAACAGGGGAUAACGUGAUGAAUUGCAAAUUUGCCGUCUCCAUUUAUUCCCCAUGAUUCAGUGAUCACUGUCACGGGAAGCCCUUUCAUAUGCCUGCCUCACAUGCCAAGAGGCGUUCUUUUCAACCUGCAGCGGAGACACGCUCAGCUGUGGGUAUGGGUGCAGGGCUUCUGGGGAGAGGAGAGGGAAAAAAGAACGGUUCCCUAGCACAAGCUUUGAGCAGCAUGUAGUGUCUGGGAUAACAGACCCACAAGCUCCUGGAAGCUACUGCACGUUCACUGCCUGAAAAUGUCUGUCUGUAACGUUUUCAGGGUCAGUCUUGAACUAAGAGGCCUUUGUCUGUGUGUGUUUUGAAAGUGGCUGAACCUCAAACAGCUAGAAGCGAACCUACCAUUGUUUUGGGUAAGAAUCACAGGAAAACCUCUUGCGUCCAGCUGACUUGGCCUGGUGAGGCCGUUUGCAGAAGGGGCAGAGCUUAUGUGAGAGAGAGCACGCGCACAGGCACACACAGGGUCCAGUUCACCCACCUUUCAUGCUAUUGCAGUGACCUUGAUCUAGGCCGCUCCUGGGCCUGGAAAGACCUCCAGGAUGGGUUGGUUGGUUGGCUUUUUCACCUCAGACAGACACGUAUUUUCAGGUCAUCUAGAAGGCGACAAGAGAAUCAAUCAGGAAAGAAAAGAGUGGGGCAGGGGGGAGAGGGGCAUUGUGCUGAAUUUUUAACAAACACUGUAAAUGGGGCAGUUUGAGUUACAGCCCCAAACUAGAGAAAGCCCCACGGAGCAAGGAUGCCCAAAAGAGAAGCUUGUGUCGCGGUGUGGAGUCACCGUGAUCGGCUGCAUCCUCGGGACAGGAUGCUUCCAGAAGAGCUUUCUCCUGUGUUUUGCUUGAGUCUGUCCUUGUUCCUGAAAACAGGGACACUCAUCAAUAUGUUAACUGGUUAAAGGUGGGAUUGUUCUCCAACAAUUCAUAAACUAUGUACACUCUGUGGCUCUCGAGGCUGUGAUUCCAUCCUGUAGAGGUGUUGGGUUGGUUUUGUCUUGAAAAUGUAUUGCUAAUAGAUCACUGCCCUCUUGUAGAUGAUUGUGUAGCUCUCCAAAAUCAGUCCACACCCACUGAGGCUGCAGGACCUCGUGUUUCAUGGGGCUAUUUGUGUUUUCAUUUUUGUUUUUUAAAAAAGAUUUUUGAAAGCUCUUUGCAUUUUGGCUAUUUUUCCUAAGAUUUUAGGUUGAAUGAGAGUAAGAGGUUAGGAUGACAAAGGAAAACAACUCCAGGGCUCAGUUUUAUCAACAACUGGAUCGAAAUUUAAAGUCCCCUCUUGUAAGAUGGCUCUAACAUGUGUUGUUGUCACCUUUAAAAAUUUUAAUUUCUCUCCCAUACUCCAGAACAGAAAACCUAGUCUAGCUUUAAUUUUCCUUUUGUGCUACAAGGAACCGUUGUACAUACCCUUCCCAAUCCAGCCCCUUGAUUAUUUGCUUGGUUUUGAGCAGGAUUUUGAAUGGAAAGAUUUCCUGAGGAGAUCUUCAUUGGACUUAAUGGAAAACAAAAAUGUAAGGGACGGAAUAAACCUAGAAAGUGAA
Molecule: messenger RNA, 5110 nt
Organism: Balaenoptera acutorostrata (minke whale)
Lineage: Eukaryota; Metazoa; Chordata; Mammalia; Artiodactyla; Balaenopteridae
Gene: SLCO3A1
Product: solute carrier organic anion transporter family member 3A1
Exons: 10
Coding region: 170-2302 (710 amino acids)
Biological process (GO): sodium-independent organic anion transport; transmembrane transport; prostaglandin transport
Cellular component (GO): membrane
Molecular function (GO): protein binding
Source: RefSeq, a predicted model, not a curated record